Messenger RNA from Trypanosoma cruzi, 738 nucleotides. RefSeq lists its product as uncharacterized. Lineage: Eukaryota; Euglenozoa; Kinetoplastea; Trypanosomatida; Trypanosomatidae. The record is from RefSeq and is a predicted model, not a curated record. Bases 1 to 738 code for a protein of 245 amino acids. The transcript has a single exon.
AUGGCAGUCGCGCCACCGGCAGUCCGGAAAACGAAUCCGCUCAGGAUGAAAAGUCGAAAGUCGCUGAGUCAUCGGAGGGCGGUGGGACAGAGGGAGGAGCCCAGCCCCCAACACAGCCUGCCAUUGGGGGCGAAAAGGAUCACAACCAACAAAACCAGCCGCAGUACCGGGCGAACAAAUAAUACAAACAGCGGGGGCAGGAACCGCCGCAAGGGGCAGAAGGGUCUGACAGCCGACAUGAAGUUUCAUGGCCAGAGAAUGGCGAGGGUAACGCCAAAACACGAUGUGGGUUUAAACACAACUUCUGCACAAGUACCGGGUGAUGCACCACAAGAAGAAUCGGGAGGAGAAGUUGCAGUAGAAGCAGCUGGUGGAGAUGAGGCAGAAAGGAAAGAAGUUGCAGCACACCAAGACACCGUGCAGCAUGCACCAUCUCCCGUUUACGAGGGGCCAUCGCAGUCAUCGUCUUUUUCAGAUGGCAGCUUUGCUGCAUUAGAUUGGAAGGAGGAAUGCACCGUGCAGGAGAUUUCCAAACAGCCUCCACUUUCUGACGCUGCAGAGAAAAUAGAGGACCGCCAGCGUGGAGACAAAGCGCCUGCUGCCGAGGCUGACAACAGCACCGCAUUUCUUCCAGCUGCAGAGUUUAACGCCGCCGCCAGCAGCACCACGACCAAUCAUAAUGCGAGCCAUCUGAACGGAGAGGAUGCCAGACCCUCCACAGAAGAAGUGGAGGAGUAG